AGGAGGGUCGAGGAUGAGCGUCAAAACUGUCUUAUGCGUUUCAAGACAAAUGAAUCUCCCGAAACUACUGAAGAGGAACUUAUUUUAGGGAGAAAUGGCUCAUUUGUCUCAGCUGGACUCACAUCCAGCGCGAGUUAUUGCUUCUCUCGGCUCCGCGUCCGGUGCCAUUUAUGCGCAGUUGGUUCCUCCAAGAAGCCGUCUCUGUCUCCACACACAGAUCCGCCUCACUUUGGACUGCUCAUCAUCCCGGGGACCGUCCGCAGACCAGCAGGGGAGCAAGACUCCGAUGGAAAACCAUGCAGCACGUUGAACCCAUGGAGACAUGGCACAUAGGCGCUCAUCUGCAAACAGAGUCAGCGCUAGAGUCGCCUUCAUAUUCACCCUGUCAUUGUCUUGUACCUACGUGUGCUAUAAUAUCAUUUUCGAUCGCAGCAUGGUCGUGAGAAACCGAGGUUACGAGGGGAAACGAUGCCCGCCGAGCAAGAACGCAGGAGGGAAGAAACUUCUGGGCAAAUCGGACCUUUGCGCGUCGCUGGAAGUCCGGUCCGCGCCGGGUGGCCCCGCCGCCCGGAGAGGAGCGAGCGAUGCCCGGGACCAGAGCCGCCCCCCCGACCCCCCCGGGGCCGGGGGCCACUGGGCUGACGGGACCUGGAGGAACAUGAGUGUGGCGCAAAAAUACGGGAACAAGAAGCUGCCCAAUGCGCUAAUAGUUGGCGUGAAGAAAGGAGGAACCAGGGCGGUGCUGGAGUUCAUCCGGAUACAUCCAGAUGUGCGCGCACUCGGGACAGAGCCGCACUUUUUCGACAGAAACUAUGACAGAGGGCUGGACUGGUACAGGGGAUUGAUGCCACGGACACUGGACAGCCAGAUCACAUUGGAGAAGACUCCCAGUUACUUUGUGACCAGAGAAGCACCUCAACGGAUCUCCAGCAUGUCCCACGAGACCAAGCUCAUCGUUGUGGUGCGAAACCCCGUCACGCGAGCCAUCUCGGACUACACACAGACUCUCUCCAAGAAGCCUGACAUCCCUACAUUUGAAGAGCUAGCUUUUAAGAACAGGAGUUCGGGCCUCGUGGACACGUCCUGGAAUGCCAUUCGGAUUGGGAUGUACAUCCUGCACCUGGAGAACUGGCUGCAGUACUUCCGCCUGUCACAGAUACACUUUGUGAGCGGUGAGCGGCUGAUAACGGAUCCAGCUGGGGAAAUGGGCCGCGUUCAGGACUUUUUAGGGCUCAAACGAAUAAUCACGGACAAGCACUUCUACUUCAAUCGAACCAAAGGUUUCCCCUGUCUGAAGAAGCCCGAGAGCAGCAGCCAGCCGCGAUGUCUUGGCAAAUCCAAGGGCAGGACUCACGUACAGAUCGACCAGGAGGUCAUUGAGCAGCUGCAGGAGUUUUAUAGGCCAUUUAACAUCAAAUUCUAUGAAACUGUCGGAAAAGAUUUCAAAUGGGAUUGAAUGUAAAGAAUAAGUGCAGUUCUUCAAAUGGCUACCUCUGGAGACAUGUCACACAAAAAUGAGGAUGUCUUUAACAAAUUAUUUAAUGAACUUUGUAUAGGGUUCAGAUUGUUAUAAAGUUGUAUACAAAAUCUAACUCUAUAAGUUUCCCAUCAUGCACUUGGUAUAUGUAAUUUAUUCACCCAAAAAGUAUAUACCAACCCAGCUUCCUUCUAGCCAACGUGCUGAAAAAUCCUCAUAAAGCCUUCCUGCAUUUAAUCAGACCAGACAUACCACGACGACUUUCAUGUUAAUAAUUUACAUUGCUUACUCAGUCAACAUUUCCUCUGAAAAUGAACUGGCAUCUUUACUGUCACAAUGAG
Molecule: messenger RNA, 1818 nt
Organism: Cololabis saira (Pacific saury)
Lineage: Eukaryota; Metazoa; Chordata; Actinopteri; Beloniformes; Belonidae
Gene: hs3st2
Product: heparan sulfate (glucosamine) 3-O-sulfotransferase 2
Exons: 2
Coding region: 323-1456 (377 amino acids)
Molecular function (GO): [heparan sulfate]-glucosamine 3-sulfotransferase activity
Source: RefSeq, a predicted model, not a curated record